Molecule: messenger RNA, 1153 nt
Organism: Pyrenophora tritici-repentis Pt-1C-BFP
Lineage: Eukaryota; Fungi; Ascomycota; Dothideomycetes; Pleosporales; Pleosporaceae
Product: Ppa, Inorganic pyrophosphatase
Biological process (GO): phosphate-containing compound metabolic process
Cellular component (GO): cytoplasm; nucleus
Molecular function (GO): inorganic diphosphate phosphatase activity; magnesium ion binding
Source: RefSeq, a predicted model, not a curated record
AUCUAGAAUCCACAACUUCUUCAACAGCAUCUGUUAGCACCAAUACCAAAGGGUCAAACAGAAUGUCUUACACCACACGCAAGGUUGGCGCGGCCAACACGCUCGAGCACCGCGUCUACAUUGAAAAGGACGGCCAGCUCGUCUCGCCAUGGCACGACAUCCCGCUCUACGCCAACGAGCAGCAGACGGUCCUCAACAUGGUGGUUGAGGUGCCCCGCUGGACCAAUGCGAAGAUGGAGAUCUCCAAGGAGGAGCAGCUCAACCCCAUCAAGCAGGACACGAAGAAGGGUAAGCUCCGCUUCGUCCGCAACUGCUUCCCCCACAAGGGCUACCUCUGGAAUUACGGUGCCUUCCCUCAGACAUGGGAGGACCCCAAUGUCGUCCACCAGGAGACCAAGGCCAAGGGCGACAACGACCCAUUGGACGUGUGCGAAAUCGGUGAGCUCGUCGCCAAGCCUGGUGAGGUUAUCCAGGUCAAGGUGCUCGGUGUCAUGGCUCUGCUUGAUGAGGGUGAGACCGACUGGAAGAUCAUGGUUAUCAACGUGAACGACCCGUUGGCCCCCAAGCUCAACGACGUCGAGGACGUUGAGCGCCACCUCCCUGGUCUUCUCCGCGCCACAAACGAGUGGUUCCGUAUCUACAAGAUCCCAGACGGAAAGCCCGAGAACCAGUUUGCCUUCUCCGGCGAGUGCAAGAACAAGAAGUACGCCAUGGACAUUGUCCGUGAGUGCGCUGAGGCGUGGGAGAAGCUUGUCACCGGCAAGACCCCCAAGGACGAGAUCAGCCUCACCAACACCACCGUAUCGCACUCCACCGACCGUGUCGACGCUAGCUCAGUCAACGUUCCCCAGGGCGAGAACAAGUCACCCGCCCCCAUUGACCCCAGCAUCGACAAGUGGUUCUACAUCUCCGGUGCUCCGUCCAACUAGUUCUAGCGGAAGCCCAUCGUCAUCACAGCAGGAGGUUAUAAAGCAGCAAUGCAUCCAUACUGCAUGAAUACCCAAUUGGAGGCUCACCCUGGAUAAAUUUUGGGGCGGAGAACAAGAGGGCAGACGACAAAUAGUAAAGGAGUGUACAUGAUUAAUGCCGACCAUUGACGGUACAUAAACUCAUGUGGAGAAUAACAAAUCGUCAUCUCCGCUUUAGACUCGAA